Penicillium brasilianum is the source of this 2160-nucleotide messenger RNA. NCBI's taxonomy places the organism in Eukaryota, Fungi, Ascomycota, Eurotiomycetes, Eurotiales, Aspergillaceae. The record is from the annotation of a GenBank genome assembly.
UCGCAACGAUCGAUCAGCAGCGCUGUACCACCAGCUCCGAGCUUGAAAUUAUGGGUAGGUCUCACUGCCAGUCAGCAGUAUAUGCGGCGUAAUACUGGAAUUACUCGUGUUCCAGUUCCAGUCCCAGUCUACCCAGUGCCCAGUGCCCAGUCACCCCCCCGGCCUGUUUACCCGUCCCUCUCUCGCAGUCCCUUGGGUUUCUGGCUGGUACAUUCUCAGCUUUGCUUUCCCCCCCUUCCCUUUUUCCUUCCCAUUGAAACACUCCCUCCAAUCACCGCUCGUCCCCCUCCCAACGAAUUGGUCCUUUUGUCUUCCCUUCCUCCCCCCCUCCUCCUUCUUCUCUCUUCUUCCUUUCCCCUGAUCGUCCUUGUCUUUCCUGCUAAUCCUGUUUCCGUUUGAUUCUUUAAACAGCGGACGUCUAUCGACCCUAUCAACAGCGCGAGAGAUCUCGUUCGCCCCGUCGCCGUCCUUCUCGCAGUCCCCGACGAACCCGUCGCUCGUACUCACCGCGCAGUCGCUCUCGUAGCCGUGACGAUUACCGUCGCAGUGAUCGCGAUCGUCGUUCUCGUUCUCCGCUGAGUGCUUCUGGUGCUGCUGGACCGUCGGGCUCUCCCUACGGUGGACGCAGUAGUUACGCGCCGGGCCGACACACUGAGGAUCGUUCUGCCGCCAAAGAAAAUAUGAUGCAAUCCGUCCGCGACUCGUCUCAACAAGACCGCCGGGUCUAUGUCGGCAACCUUUCAUACGAUGUGAAAUGGCACCACUUGAAAGAUUUUAUGCGACAGGCUGGAGAAGUUCUCUUUGCCGAUGUUUUACUUCUUCCGAAUGGAAUGUCGAAGGGAUGCGGGAUUGUGGAAUACGCUACGAGGGAGCAAGCACAAAACGCAGUCAACACGCUUAGCAACCAAAAUUUGAUGGGCCGCCUCGUUUACGUCCGCGAAGAUCGUGAGGCCGAACCUCGUUUUAUCGGUGGUCCUCCCCGCGGCGACUUUGGCGGUGGUGGCCGCGGUGGCUUCGGAGGUGGAUUUGGCGGCGCCCCCGGUGGUGGGGGUGGUGGUGGUGGCCGUCAACUCUAUGUGUCGAACCUACCAUUCAAUGUUGGCUGGCAAGACUUGAAGGAUCUGUUCCGCCAAGCUGCCCAGCAGGGUGCCGUUAUCCGUGCCGAUGUGCACACCGACCCAACCGGUCGUCCCAAGGGUUCCGGUAUCGUGGCCUUUGAGUCUCCGGACGAUGCGCGCAACGCCAUUGCGCAGUUCAACGGCUACGAAUGGCAGGGUCGUCCUCUGGAGGUUCGUGAGGACCGCUUCGCUGGCGGUGGCCCCGGUUUCGGUGGCCGUGGUGGAUUCGGCGGCGGCUUUGGCGGCCGCGGUGGCUUCCCUGGAGGUGGCCGCGGUGGCUUUGGUGGUCGCGGCGGAUUCGGCGGCGGCUUUGGCGGUCGCGGUGGAUUCGCUGGGGGUCCUCCCGGUGGUGCUCCUGGUGGUGGCUUUGGCGGCGGUGGUUUUGAUAACCCCGUUGCCUCGGUUCCCCCGAACCCUUUCACCGACUUUGCGACCUCUGGGGGUGACAAGAGCGCUGUCAUCUACGUUCGUAACCUGCCCUGGUCUACUUGCAACGAGGACUUGAUCGAUCUGUUCUCGACGAUCGGUAAGGUCGAUCGUGCCGAGAUUCAGUACGAGCCUAAUGGCCGCUCCCGUGGCACUGGCGUUGUUGAAUUCGACAGCCCCGACACUGCAGAGACUGCGAUUGCCAAGUUCACUGGCUACCAGUACGGAGGUCGUCCUCUGGGCAUUACCUUUGUCAAGUAUCUGAAUGUCGGCGGCGCACCUGCGGACAUGAUGGAGGGAGCCGAGCCAACGGACCACCACAUCACCCAGGAUCAGAUCAUGUAAUCUGUUGUCUUUUCUCUUUCUGGGCCCUUUGGCCUUUGGGACGUUUUUAAUUCCGCGUUGAGAUUACUUUUCUUCCAUUCUUCUUUUUGUCGCCUUUUUGGCCAUGAUUCCCUUAUUCUCAUGUCAUGUCCCUUGCCACAAGGGUAUAUCGAUCUGCGGUUUUUAGAAUGGAAAAAUGUCUGUGCUUUGUUGAAGUCCUGCACGUGCGGGAGAUCCGAGUAACCGCAACUUUACUUUUCUCCACUUUGAUCUUCCGUAACUUCUUUCCUUA